AUGAAGACGCGAAUGGCGUUGGUGGAGGCGAUUCGAGCGCGCGUUCUGCACGCGGACGAACACGUGACGGUGGUCGAUAAACCGCCGGGACUGGCGACGACGCGAGGGAACGGCGUGGACGUGUCGGUGUACGAUUUGAGACACGCGUUGGAUUCGGAGUACGUCGUGCACAGAUUAGAUCGAGACACGUCGGGGGUGUUGGUGCUGGCGCGGACCGCGUUUGCGGCGAACAGGCUCAACGCGAUGUUUGCCAAAAAAUCGAGGAUGGAUUUUACGGAGAUAAUGCGGGCGGACAUGGAGCGCGGAGACGCGCCUUCGCUGUCGAACGAUCCGGUGGUGAAGACGUACUGGGCGCUGACGUCGAAUCCGCCGCCGAGAGGCGCGCGCUCGGGAUGGAUCGAGGCGCCUCUCACCGAGGUGGGCGACGGCGACGGCUACUCCACGGCGCGUCUCGUCGGCGGCUGGCGAGUGUACGAUGCGAAAGGCGGCGGCGUCGUCGUCGGCACGGGAGAAUCCAUGAGAGACAAAUCCAACGACGCGGGCUCACCCGCGUCCAAGGCGGCGAUGACGCACUUCAAGGUGCUCGCCAGCGCCGGCGAGGACGGGCCGACGCUCCUAGAACUUACUCCGAUCACUGGUCGCAAGCACCAACUUCGCGUGCACUUGGCCAAAGCCCUAUCGUCCCCAAUCAUCGGCGAUUACAAGUACGGCUUCAACGAUCGGCGAGCGCCGUGGAAGAGUCGUUUCACUGACAUCGAAUCUGCCGAUGUCGAAUCCGAAAAAGAAUCCGACUUCUGGCGCAAGCUUCGUCGCGCAUCCCUCCGCGGCGUCUCCAAGAUCCCUCUCCACCUCCACGCUCGCGCGUUACAAUUCGUUCAUCCCGAAUCGGGCGUUUCGACGCGCGUCGUCGCCGAGCCUCCCCCGCACUUCGCCGCCGCGCUCCGCGCCUUUGACUUGAAAUUUUAG
Messenger RNA from Ostreococcus lucimarinus CCE9901, 966 nucleotides. RefSeq lists its product with no specific name. Gene Ontology annotation, molecular function: RNA binding; pseudouridine synthase activity. Lineage: Eukaryota; Viridiplantae; Chlorophyta; Mamiellophyceae; Mamiellales; Bathycoccaceae. The transcript has 2 exons. Gene Ontology annotation, biological process: pseudouridine synthesis. The record is from RefSeq and is a predicted model, not a curated record. Bases 1 to 966 code for a protein of 321 amino acids.